Messenger RNA from Rana temporaria (common frog), 1721 nucleotides. It is a transcript of the gene SFXN1, whose product is annotated as sideroflexin 1. The record is from RefSeq and is a predicted model, not a curated record. The coding region runs from base 185 to 1153 and encodes 322 amino acids. The transcript has 11 exons. Gene Ontology annotation, molecular function: monoatomic ion transmembrane transporter activity. Gene Ontology annotation, biological process: monoatomic ion transport; serine import into mitochondrion. NCBI's taxonomy places the organism in Eukaryota, Metazoa, Chordata, Amphibia, Anura, Ranidae. Gene Ontology annotation, cellular component: mitochondrial inner membrane.
CCUCCAGCCGCUGACGUCGGUGGGCUCAUCUUGCAGACGUUUUGUCCAAGCCCAGCCCCUGUACUUGGGUGACGUAAGCGUACCACGUGAUUCGGAGCCACCGCAGCAAAGAGCUGGCACGGAGCGCCGUACAUACCGGUUGUAUAUACUGUCUGCUGCUACACACCGCACCACCAUUCAAAAGAUGUCGGGUGAAUUGCCAUUAAAUAUUAACAUCAAGGAGCCUCGCUGGGACCAGAGUACAUUUGUUGGAAGAGCCAACCAUUUCUUCACAGUAACUGACCCCAGAAACAUCCUUCUGUCUAAUGACCAACUGGAGCAUGCUAAGAAAAUUGUUCAAGACUACAGGCAUGGGAUUGUGCAGCCAGGACUCACUGAAGAUGAAUUGUGGAGAGCUAAGUAUGUAUAUGAUUCUGCCUUUCACCCUGACACUGGUGAAAAGAUGAUUCUGAUUGGAAGGAUGUCAGCUCAGGUACCAAUGAACAUGACCAUCACUGGUUGCAUGAUGACCUUUUAUAGAACAACGCCAGCCGUGAUCUUUUGGCAGUGGAUUAACCAGUCUUUUAAUGCCAUCGUUAACUAUACAAAUAGGAGUGGAGAUGCUCCCAUCACCGGAAGCCAACUGGGAACAGCUUAUGUUUCUGCCACCACAGGUGCUGUUGCCACAGCUCUAGGACUUAACGCACUAACCAAGCAUAUUUCACCACUUAUAGGAAGAUUUGUUCCUUUUGCUGCUGUUGCUGCUGCUAACUGUAUCAACAUUCCAUUAAUGAGGCAACGGGAAUUGAAGUAUGGUAUACCAGUCACAGAUCAGAAUGGAAAUCGAAUAGGAGAAUCUCCUAAUGCUGCUAAACAAGCCAUCACUCAGGUGGUCGUCUCCAGAAUUCUGAUGGCUGCGCCUGGCAUGGCUAUUCCUCCAUUUUUAAUGAACGCUUUGGAAAAGAAAGCAUUCCUUAAGCGAUUUCCAUGGAUGAGUGCCCCCAUACAAGUAGGAUUAGUGGGAUUCUGCUUGGUAUUUGCGACACCACUUUGCUGUGCAUUAUUUCCUCAAAAUAGCUCAAUGUCUGUGUCACGCUUGGAGCCUGAACUUCAAACAUACAUCAAGGAAAACAAUCCAGGGCUGGAGAGAGUCUACUUUAAUAAAGGAUUGUAAUCCGGCCUGUUCAGUCACCUCAGGGGUUGUGCAUUUUCUGGAAAUGUCUUCUUCACCUCAUAGGAAAGAAAAGAAGGUCCUAAACACCCUUUUACAGAACACAAGAUAUUUGUUUUAUAUGUUUUAAAGAAAUGUAGCCUCAUGAUUUAUUUUUACACAAAAGAACGUUCCGACAUGACAUUCAAUUUAUUUUUACAGGUUUGACACUUUAUCUUGUUAAAAUGUUACUUUAUUUUAGUAAUGUUGUCUGUCCGCUUCUUGCCUGGUUUGCAUUUGAACGCAAACUGUUCUAAGAGUGAGACAAGUUAAGGCAGAUAUGAAAUCUUCUAUCCAGAAACCUAUUGUUCAGUAUUAUUUUGAUUGAACCACUUUCAUUUUAGUUUGUUUCACUUCAUUUUGGUAUUUUGCAUCUUUUUGGAGACAUCAUAAUACUCUGAAAAUUGAGCCUCUUUUUCUGAUUGGUGCUAUGGGUUAUUGCUCAUCAUUGCCAUUUGCCCUGUGUAUUCUAUUAAACGAAAGCCUUAACUGGCAUCCAUUUUGGUAGUUGCCGAGAGCACAUGACAUAUUC